AUGGAGGAGAACAGUGAAGACGGGCGCUGCUAUCUACGAAGCCAACCGCAUCGCCGCCGCCAAAUUGAAACGCGAAGUCCGCAAAUCACAACUUCGCCCAAUACGCAACGCCGCCGCACAACCUCUCCCAACGUGUCCUCGAUGUCAACGGACAUUCCGGGCACGAAUCGGACUUGUUGGACAACUUCGAACCAACUGCACCUCUCGAACUGCUCCAGCCAUCGUCCCCGCGCCCGCCUCUUCCUCGUCCUCUCUUCCGCCAACUAACUCUGACACUCCUUCUGCACCACCACUUCCAUCCUCCUCCUUCUCCUCCACUGCCCCAGCGGUGGCCGUUCAGGCUGCCGUCUCACACAUCGCCAACCACGACACAGCAACCGCAACCACCCCCACCUGCCCUCACUGCGACCGCACCUUCACCUCACACAACGGCCUGGUCGGUCACUUGCGAAUCCUUCGCACAGAGACUGGUGAACCAGUGCCUGGAGCACCAACCUACACCGAUCGCACUCGCCUCCACUGCCAACAAUGCCCUCGCACCUUCCGGCAUCGCAUGGGCCUAUUCGGCCACAUGCGCAUCCACGAGAGCGGAAUUGACCGCAGCCUUGACACACCCACCCCGCCGAGCCCCACUCCCAAUUCAUCACCUUGUGCACCCACUAACCACUCCCCAGCCGACAUCGACGCCACCGACCUUACCACCCCUCACUCCCCCGCUUCCUCCUCCACCUCCUCCUUCACUGCCACAACGACGGCCACUCCGGCGUCUGUAGCGCACGACUUCACCACAGCCGCACCUGACACAACAACAGGCACAACCCCUGCAACCUCCAUCAACAGAUGUGAGGGCCCGGACUACAUCUGCCCUCACUGCGAUCGCACCUUCACCUCACGCAUCGGCCUGGUCGGUCACUUGCGAAUCCAUCGCACAGAGACUGGCGAACCAGUGCCUGGAGCACCAAGCUACACCCACCGCACUCGCCUCCACUGCCCACACUGCCCUCGCACCUUCACGCAUCGCAUGGGUCUAUUCGGCCACAUGCGCAUCCACAACGACCUGCGGUAG
This is a messenger RNA of Spirometra erinaceieuropaei, 1066 nucleotides long. The record is from the annotation of a GenBank genome assembly. Lineage: Eukaryota; Metazoa; Platyhelminthes; Cestoda; Diphyllobothriidea; Diphyllobothriidae.